This is a messenger RNA of Rhagoletis pomonella (apple maggot), 552 nucleotides long. RefSeq lists its product as uncharacterized. The transcript has a single exon. NCBI's taxonomy places the organism in Eukaryota, Metazoa, Arthropoda, Insecta, Diptera, Tephritidae. The coding region runs from base 1 to 552 and encodes 183 amino acids. The record is from RefSeq and is a predicted model, not a curated record.
AUGGCAUCUAAGGAUUCAUCGGAUGCAGCAGCACCUUUGGCAACAAAAGACGAAGCCCCAGGAAAUAGUCCAAUGCCCCCCAUAGGCGCAGCUCAAUUAACAUCCUCAGAUGUCAACGCUGUAGCCGUAAAAAUCGACAUGCCAACGAUCGACCGCAGGAACAUCGAAGGAUGGUUCCUAAGUCUCGAUUAUUGGUUCCCCGCAAUGGGUAUCAAAAGCGAUACCCAGAAAUUCAACACGGUGAUGGCAGCUCUCGGUCCACGUACGCUGCAAGAUUUCCUAGCCACGUUAGGAGAAGUGCCUGACCAGGGUCGAUAUGAAUUCGUCAAACAGCGACUAAUAACCUUCUGCACCGACAGCCAGCAGCGACGCUUAAAUCAAGUGCUGAACGAAACCCAGCUGGGUGAUCAAAGGCCUAGUCAGUUGUUUACGGAAAUGAUGCGGCUAGUCGGCGAUACAAUGAGAGAAUCAGCGGUAAAGAAUCUGUGGGCAAAACGUCUACCAGUUUAUGCUCAAGCUGCUGUAGCUGCGUGCUCAGGCCCACCGGAAUAA